This is a messenger RNA of Anguilla rostrata (American eel), 1972 nucleotides long. RefSeq names its product TSR3 ribosome maturation factor (gene tsr3). The transcript is spliced from 6 exons. Gene Ontology annotation, molecular function: rRNA small subunit aminocarboxypropyltransferase activity. The record is from RefSeq and is a predicted model, not a curated record. Gene Ontology annotation, biological process: maturation of SSU-rRNA. Lineage: Eukaryota; Metazoa; Chordata; Actinopteri; Anguilliformes; Anguillidae. Bases 11 to 976 code for a protein of 321 amino acids.
CAGUCUUGACAUGGGGCGCAAGAAACAGCAACAGGGAAAACCCACGCGCCAGGAGUGCCGUGGUAAAGACUUGCGACACAAAAUGAAAGGAAAAUCACUGGAGACAUUCACUGAAGAAAUGCACGGCGCCUUACAAGCGAGUCUUCAGGCAGAUGGAGAAGAGGGAGCCCAGGUGAAGCUGCCCUGUGCCCUGGCCAUGUGGGACCUGGGCCACUGCGAUCCCAAGCGCUGCACAGGAAGGAAGCUGGUGCGGAAGGGCCUCGUGCGCACCCUGAGGCUCAACCAAAGGUUCAACGGCCUCAUCCUCAGCCCCAUGGGAACGAAAUAUGUCUCUCCGCAAGACAGGGAGAUUGUGACUCAGAAUGGACUGGCAGUGAUUGACUGCUCCUGGGCCAAGCUAGAAGAGACGCCCUUUAGUAAGAUGAGAGGGAGCCAUCCCCGCUUGCUGCCUUACCUGGUAGCGGCCAACCCGGUUAACUACGGCAAGCCCUGCAAACUGUCCUGUGUGGAGGCCUUUGCUGCCACCUUCUGCAUUGUGGGUUUCAGGGACCUGGCUGUGAUCCUGCUGAGGAAGUUUAAGUGGGGCAAGGUGUUCCUGGACCUGAACCAGACCCUGCUGGAGCGUUACGCAGCCUGUCAGACAGAGGAGGAGCUGCUGGCCGUGGAGAAGGAGUUCCUCAGCUCCAAACCAGAGGAGGAGGAGAUCGAUCCAUUUGAUGUGGACUCCGGUCUUGAGUGCUCAAAUCUCAACAGACCCAUGGCUGCUCAAGAGGAGGAAGACGAUGAGACUGACAGUGAGGAAGAUGAGACGUCAGGAGAAGAGGGAGACUGUGAUGGGGAGACCAAGAGGGAGGAACAAGCAGAUGAAGAUGAUGCAGAGUCUGAGGAAGAGGAGUGCGAGGAAGAGGGGAGGACUGCUUCUACACACAGUGCGAAUGUAAUUUGGAAAGGAGCAAAGAAAAGAAUACGAAACUGAUGUUCAUUUAUUUCACCGACAAAUACCAACAUUGUUUUUUUUUGACUGGUAAAACAGCAAGCCUUGGAAUGUUUAUCUCAAGUCUAAUCUGUGUUAUUUUUACUAGCUAAAUCAGUCAGAUUCAGUUCAAUUUAGACUGCAAUUUUAACCAGAAAAAUUGUUUCCCUCAGCAACUUUAUUAAGAUGCUCAUCCAUUUUCUCUCACUAGACAGUGGAAAAAUACUCUUUGCUUGUAUCACCACUGAUGGACAUAUUUGGACAUCCUAAAUCUGAAAAUGCGCUUGGCAAUGCAGUUGUUUGGUUUAAACAAGAUUGAGGGGUACAUGUAGGCAUCAUAGGCUCAGCAAUUAAAGUUGAACCCUUAGUAGAAUGAUUUCUAUGUCAGUCUAUAGAACACUGAAUAUUGUGUACAUAUCCUGAAUGGGUUAAAUAAAUAAUCUUUCGAAAUAAAAAUAACAUCAAGUGAAGCACAACAGUUAGUACAUACAUAUCACUUACAGAUACACACAGAUCUGUUGUUUUUCACUUCACAUCACAAUUUGAGGAUCUGAAAAUAUAGGAACUUUUACCAAGUUGUGCAAGACUCAAGAAUAGGAAAAGUCAUUUCUGAACAUUUUUGUCACCAGUUCACUUUUUAACCUCUUAAAUUGAUGUGUACUUGUAUGAGCAGAGAUGGUUUGUUUCACACAGGACAUUUAUCAUGAUUAUUGUCUUUCCUAGAUUAGUCUCCUGUCAUACAGUACGUGUGCUAUUUAGGCAAGAACACUGAAACACUGAACUGCACCAGUCUUAUUGUUUGGCCUCAGGAAAGAAUUGUUAAAAAUAUACACGUAAAAUACGCUACCACAAUUGGCAUCUAUCAACAGGCUAAAAAUGAAUGUCCUGUCCCUUCUGCUUCCAUCAUUAAUACCGUGAAAUGCAGGAGUGCUUUCCUUUUAAAGUCGACCUGAUACAACAAGUAAAAAACACACGUACCAAUAAAUCAUUGUACAGUCA